AUGGGGUCCGUUAACAGUGAAAAACAGAUUGAAGAAACGACUAUGUUUUUUGAUCGUACAGCUGAGCGACUUAAAAACGGCCUCACUACAACAUUUCGAAAUUGGAUAAAGAGAGAUGGUUCCACUGAAUUUAAGCCUGAACUAAAUCGUUACCAUCUCUACGUGUCAUAUGCUUGUCCAUGGGCACAUCGUGCAUUAGUUGUUCGAAUAUUAAAAGGACUUGAACAUGUUAUAUCUUAUUCUACAGUUCAUUGGUUUCUCGAGGAAGGAGGCUGGAAGUUUACAAAAGAAUAUCCGGAUCCACAUCAUUCUGAAGAUUUUACUCACUUAAAAAAUGUUUAUACGUUGAGUGAUCCAAAUUAUGACGGGAAUAUAACCGUGCCGACACAAAAAAUUGUCAAUAAUGAAUCAUCUGAGAUAAUCCGUAUGUUAAAUAGUGAAUUUAACGAAUACGCAAAAAAUUCAUUAGAUCUUUAUCCUGAACAACUGCGUUCACAAAUCGACUCAAUAAACGAUGAAGUAUAUCCAAAACUAAAUAACGGUGUUUACCGUGCUGGUUUUGCUAAAAAUCAAGAAGCAUAUGAAAGCGCUUUUAAUGAUGUAUUUUAUAUGUUAGAUAAAAUAGAAGCCAUAUUAUCAAAACAACGUUAUUUAGUUGAUAAUAAAAUAUUGACAGAAGCUGAUAUUCGUCUCUGGACAACAUUGAUCAGAUUUGAUCCAGUAUAUGUGACACAUUUUAAAUGCAAUAAAUAUUUGGUGACAAAAGACUAUCCAAACAUUUAUGGUUAUAUGUGUGAAAUUUAUCAAAUGAACGGAAUUAAAGAGACCGUUAACAUGUUUCAUAUUAAAAAUCAUUAUUUCCAGAGCCAUACGCAUAUUAAUCCAACAAAAAUAGUGCCACUUGGUCCUGAAAUCGAUUAUACAAAACCACAUAAACGCGAUAAAUUCUGA
This is a messenger RNA of Didymodactylos carnosus, 951 nucleotides long. The record is from the annotation of a GenBank genome assembly. NCBI's taxonomy places the organism in Eukaryota, Metazoa, Rotifera, Eurotatoria, Philodinida, Philodinidae.